This is a messenger RNA of Closterium sp. Naga37s-1, 1458 nucleotides long. The record is from the annotation of a GenBank genome assembly. Lineage: Eukaryota; Viridiplantae; Streptophyta; Zygnematophyceae; Desmidiales; Closteriaceae.
AUGCUGCUUCCGGGAAAGAUCCACCACGUGCUCAGUCCGGGCAACCUCUGCAUCAAGCACGUGAACAAGUCCCCAAUCCAUCCGCCUGCCGAUUACCCCGUCCUCGUCCCAUCCGAACCACCCCCAACCCCCCAUCGCUCCUCUCCGCCUCCUGACCCGUCGUCCUGUCACAGCGGGAGGUGCACGAGCAUCUGCGGUCCAUCUUCCCUACCCGCCCCAUCCGCCCCAGCCGUCAUAGCCGGCCCAGCUGGCCCAGCCGCCAUAGUAGCUCCAGAAUUAACACUCCCCCUCCCUUCCCCUCACCCCUUCAUCCCCCGUUAUCCCCUCUCCUCCACACCAGGAGCGAUUUCCUCUCCUCCCUCUCCGUUGCCAAGAGGUGCAGGUACCUGCGGGGCAUCUUCCCUCACCGUCGCAGCCGCCCUAGAAGCUGCAGCAUCAAACCCACAUCCCCCCCUCUCCCCCUACUCCAUCUCUCGCCGCCACACCAGGAGGUGCAGGAGUACCUGCGGGGCAUCUGUCCGGACCGGACGUGCAUGUGACGGGACGAGGGGCGAGAACGACGACGACGCGCAAAGUCAACCCCACACCCCCCCUCCCCCCUUCUCUCUGCGCCUCCCACCCAGGAGGUGCAGGAGUACCUGCGGGGCAUCUGCCCUCGCAGCCACAGCACAAGCCGCAGUAUUAGCCCCCCUUAUCCCCCCUCUCACCCUCCUCCCCCUCUCGCCCACACGUCAGGAGGUGCAGGAGUACCUGCGGGGCAUCUGUCCGGACGUGCAUGAGGUGCAGGAGUACCUGCGGGGCAUCUGUCCGGACGUGCAUGUGACGAGGGGCGAGUACGACGACGAUGCCCAGUUCCCCGACACCAAGGUCGUUGUCGUGGGCGGCUUCCGCAUCGGCCUCUGCCACGGCCACCAGCACUGGGCAUCCGCAUUGGGCCUUGUCACGGCCACCAGGGGCUGCUCUCUGCUUCUCUGCUCUGUGACGUUCCCUGUUGCCCGUCCUCGCCAUCCCCUCCAUUCCACUCCCCAUUUUCUCCUCCCCGCUCCUCCUUCCCAGGUGAUCCCAUGGGGCGACGUUGAGUCCCUAGCCAUGCUGCAGCGGCAGAUGGGAGUGGACAUUCUAAUCACGGGCCACACGCACCGCUUCAAGGCCUAUCGCCACCAGGGUCGCCUGCUCAUCAACCCAGGCAGUGCCACCGGCGCUUACACCCCCUCCACCGCUGCUGCUGCCGCUGCCGCCGCUACCGCUGCUGCCGCUGCAGCUGCUGCUGGGGAGACCGACGCUGCUGCUGCUGCUGGCGGCGCUGCUGCGGCUGCGGCAGCAGCGGCGCUGCACCCGAGUUUUGUUCUAAUGGAUGUGGAUGGGGCGCGCGUGGUGGUGUAUAUAUACGAGCUUGUGGGCGGCGAUGUGAAGGUGGAUAAGAUCGAAUUCAAGAAGCCCGUUGCUGGCGCGCAGUGA